Messenger RNA from Aplysia californica (California sea hare), 3253 nucleotides. RefSeq names its product clathrin coat assembly protein AP180. Gene Ontology annotation, molecular function: SNARE binding; clathrin heavy chain binding; phosphatidylinositol-4,5-bisphosphate binding. The record is from RefSeq and is a predicted model, not a curated record. Gene Ontology annotation, biological process: clathrin-dependent endocytosis; clathrin coat assembly; synaptic vesicle budding from presynaptic endocytic zone membrane. Gene Ontology annotation, cellular component: extrinsic component of presynaptic endocytic zone membrane; synaptic vesicle; clathrin-coated vesicle. Lineage: Eukaryota; Metazoa; Mollusca; Gastropoda; Aplysiida; Aplysiidae.
GGCAGCCAUCUUGUUUAGCUGGACUGACUACCACCCACUUCCUGCGGUCCGCAAGGUGUGAAGCGGUGGAUUGUCAAGGUGGUCGGGUCGUCUCUGUGGCCCAAAAGUGCAUUAUUUUUGACAUUGUUUCACAAAUCAGGCAGCACAAUGGCUGGCCAAAGCAUAAUGGACCGUGUGGUUGCCGCUAGGCACAGUAUUGCGGGCCAGGGACUGGCAAAAUCAGUUUGUAAAGCAACAACAGAGGAAAUCAUCGGACCGAAGAAAAAACAUCUCGAUUCGUUUCACCCAGUACCUUGCCUCCAACAACUGCUCCUUCAACCUCAGUGGCUUUGUGGACAAGGGGGGAGUACAAGGAUAUGAUAUGUCAACCUACAUACGACGGUAUGCCAAAUAUCUCAACGAGAAAGCUGUGUCCUACAGACUUAUGGCAUUUGACUUUUGUAAAGUAAAACGAGGGAAAGAGGAUGGAUUACUUAGGACAAUGAACACAGAAAAGCUCUUGAAAACGUUGCCAGUAUUACAGCAACAGUUGGACGCGUUACUGGAAUUUGAUUGCACACCCAAUGAACUGACCAAUGGCGUGAUAACAGCCUGCUUCAUGUUGUUGUUCAAAGACCUCAUCAGGUUGUUUGCCUGCUACAAUGACGGCAUUAUUAACUUAUUAGAAAAAUAUUUUGACAUGAAUAAGAAGCAGUGUAAAGACGGUUUGGACUUGUACAAAAGGUUUUUGGUCCGCAUGGAUAAAGUAUCAGAGUUUCUUAAAGUUGCAGAGAACAUGGGAAUCGACAAAGGAGAUAUUCCAGACUUGGCAAAGAGUAUAAAAGGAAAUGCCAAAUCAGCCCCGGCCAGUCUGCUGGAUGCCCUGGAGCAACACCUGGCCUCACUGGAGGGCAAGAAAGGCGUGGCCACCACGCCCACCAGUGCCAGCAAACCGGCCGGCUUUGCCUCAGCACUUAACACAAUGACCACCAACACAUUCAAUGUCUCGGAAGCUGAGAAGAAGAAAAUCUUGGAAGAGGAGACCCAGUACUUGCAGAAACUAAAGGCUUCGGAUGAGACUCAACCCAGUGUUGAGCCUGAAGGAGAAGCCGGCGGGGAGAAUAUUUUUGAGCUGAAAGCCAAAGAGUCCUCGUCCCCCCAGCAGGCCCAAGCCUCCUCAGCCAACAACCCCUUCACCGCCCCCUCCCCAGCCAGCAGUGGCGCCCAGGCCAACUUGUUUGGUUCACCCACCGACCCCUCGGGGCCGACCUCCUCAUCCUCGGCUGCCGCAGGGGGUGGGGCUAAGCCCAGCGACGACCUCCUGAGUCUGGGCGGUAACCCCUUCAUGGGCAACGUGCAGACGGCCAUGGCCUCCGCGUACACCGCCCCACCGCCAGCCGCCAACAACAACCCUUUUGGCACCGCCGGCUUUCAGACUAAUGGCUUCACGGCGGCCCCAGCAGCCACCAACAACGGUGGCGGCAGCUUUACGUCAGAGGCUGACUUUGCCAAAGUGUUCAGCAACGGAGGCACCAAUGCUCAAGCUGGAUCAGGAUUUGGUGCAACCCCCAGCAUUGCCCAAGUAGCUAAGGCGCCCCCAGGACUGGAACUGGCGUCACCUCUCGACCUCCUGGACGGGUCUGGAGGCCAGAGCGUCUCCCCCGGCCUGCCCUCUGAGUUUGGAGCCGGCCCGCUGCAGCAGCCCUCCCCGGCGCCCCCUAGUGGUGGAAGCCCCUUUGCUGAGUUUGAGACCAGCGCGGAAUCCCAUAACAUCUCCCCGACCCCCUCUCCCAUCCCCGGGUUUGGAACCCCUAGCCCCCUGAUGGGAAGGGCCCCCUCCCCUCUCAGUGGCUUGGAUGAUUCGGCCAAUCUGUUUGGCCCGGGGGUACCCGCCCCACAACAGCCUCCCAUGCCGGCUGGCCUGGGAGGUCCCCCAACAGUAUCGCCCUCUGGUGGCUUUUUCGGUGGCCCCGCCCCUGUGAUGCCUGGUAUGGGUAUGGUGAGCAGCGGUGGCACAGGCCAGUAUUACGGUCAACCUAUGGCCCAGCCCUCCGUGCCAGUGGCCAUACCAGGGGCCAACAUUGCGAGCGCUCGGGCCGGAAUAGGAGCCCAGGCCCCCGGUAGCCCGUCCCUGUCUAUGGGUGUGGGUGGGUCGCCCGUGCGUAUCAUGACCCGCGGUGGGAAGUCUCCCGCAGCCUCUCUCUCUUCUUCCCCAUCGGGCCCAGGACUAGAGGACGCAGUCAAGGCCCUGGGUCUCUCCAUGUCGCCCUCGAAAAGCGCGGCGGGCAAGUCUAUGGGUGGCGCAGCAGGGGCCACAGCCCGUCCCGUGUCUCCUGGACAUGCGAUGGUUUCAGCUGGCGGCCUGCCCCCUAUGGGCAGUGGUUACGUGAUGACAGGGGACGGGAUGGAGGGGGGGCAGCAGCAGCAGCGGGCUCCAGACGAGGUCGGUGCGGAGAAGGAAGCGAACCUGUCAGGUCAAGGCCUCAGUGCUGGGCCCUCACCAGUAGUCCCAGGCCCUGCCUCAAGUUUUGACGCAUUUGGCGAUGUGCUGCAGCCCAUGAACAAGAGUUCUCCAAACCAUGCAGCGCCGAAUCAGCCUCAGGCACAGGGCCUAGGUUCGGACCUCGACUCCUCCCUGGCCUCCCUGGCCACCAAUCUCAGUGUCUCCGGUGGGGCCAGCCAGCUCAAAAAAGACCACCAGUGGCAGCCUAAAGGAGAGAGCAAGCUGACGGGUGGCAGUGCAUUCCAGCGACAGCCGAUAGCCCAGUCCACCACGCCCGCCGCGCCCGCAGCCUGGGGACAGCCGGGCUUCCAGCAGCCGGGCAUACAGCCAAUGGGAGCGCCUGGUGCUCCAAUGAUGUACAACCAGCCUAUGGGAGCCCCCAUGGGACAGCCCAUGAUGCAACCCAUGAUGGGAAUGCCCCAACAGGGCAUGGCGAUGCCUGGCAUGUACGCAGCUCCGCAACGUAUGCCGAUGAUGGGCCCAGGCUUCCAGCAGCCACAGCAGCCUCAGCCGCAGCCGGGAGCAGGCGGGAACGUCAAUGACCCCUUUGGAGCUUUGUGAGACAGGUCAGGAGGCCGGGUUUGAGAUUAUCUGACGUUAAGACAGGAGUGCCAGUGUGGCCAACUGAAGCAGACCAAGUCGUUAUGCAUCUAGCUUUGACGUAUAGACUGUUGAAGCUUUCCUUUUUGAUUACUCUCUCUCUCAAAGUUUUUUUUUGUGUGGGAUUGUUCAAACUUAACUUAUUCCCAUUCUCUGCUCAUCUCUCAUCGA